AUGUUGUAUGCAUUUCCCAUCACAGCCCUCUUCUUGCCGUUUGUCGCCGCCGUUCCGAUACUUGACAGGCGCGCCGGAGGUUCUCGAACCACUCCUCCCGCAGGAUGUCUCGUCGUUGAGCAGGGCACAAGCACAUCUGGAUAUUACACAACAAUUGAAGACGCGAUAGAUUCGCUCUCUGGCUCAGCAGACGCUUGCAUUUUCGUCUACCCAGGAACAUACACAUUGACCGAGCAGAUUCUCAUCGAUUAUGAGGGAGCGCUCACCCUGUACGGUUCUACAACCGACGUCGGGACGUACGCGGAGAACACUGUAACAGUGCAAUGGUCAAUGACAUCAACCGAAGCCGGAUCAGACUCUCUCAGCGCCGCGAUUCAAGUCACUAGUGACAACUUCUCCAUGUACAAUAUCAACGUCAAGAAUACUUACGGAGCAGGCACCCAGGCUAUCGCAUUUACUGCUCAUGGUAACCAGCAUGGGUAUUAUGGAUGUGGCUUUUACGGCUACCAAGAUACCCUCUACGCUUACGCGGGAGAUCAAUAUUACAAGAACUGCUACAUCGAGGGCGCGGUGGACUACAUAUUCGGCGAUGCUGCAGCGUGGUUUGAGAGCUGCAUUCUGGCAUCGGAUGGGCCCGGCGCCAUUACUGCGAACUCUCGAGAGGAGACGACCGAUACUGCGUGGUACGUCAUCAACAACUCGACGAUCACGGCCGUGUCAGGCGACGACCUGUACCAAGAGGUUUACCUCGGCCGUCCGUGGCGAGAUUACGCGCGCGUCAUCUUCCAGUAUUCGAGCCUCAGCGACAUUAUCAACCCGAAAGGGUGGACGACGUUGGACCUCACGGCCAUUCCAACUUUUGAGGAGUACGAAAACACGGGUGCUGGAUCGGACACCUCGGAGCGCGUGAACGAGACGGUGGCCACUGCUGCAGUGACUAUGGCCCAGUUAUGGCCAGAUGGGUACAGCUGGAUCAACGCGACAUACUAA
Messenger RNA from Cryphonectria parasitica EP155, 990 nucleotides. Its product is annotated as family 8 carbohydrate esterase. Lineage: Eukaryota; Fungi; Ascomycota; Sordariomycetes; Diaporthales; Cryphonectriaceae. The coding region runs from base 1 to 990 and encodes 329 amino acids. Gene Ontology annotation, molecular function: pectinesterase activity. Gene Ontology annotation, biological process: cell wall modification. The transcript has 6 exons. The record is from RefSeq and is a predicted model, not a curated record.